Anopheles cruzii is the source of this 4068-nucleotide messenger RNA. It is a transcript of the gene Ptp99A, whose product is annotated as tyrosine-protein phosphatase 99A. Gene Ontology annotation, molecular function: protein binding; protein tyrosine phosphatase activity. The transcript is spliced from 16 exons. Lineage: Eukaryota; Metazoa; Arthropoda; Insecta; Diptera; Culicidae. Gene Ontology annotation, biological process: protein dephosphorylation. The record is from RefSeq and is a predicted model, not a curated record. Bases 1 to 3954 code for a protein of 1317 amino acids.
AUGAGUUAUUCCACCGUUGCGAAGUGGAAAUUUAUCGUCUGUGGAUUAAUUUUUGCGGCCACCUUCAACGCCCGAUCGGCGGCGGCAACUAGAAUAUUCGAUCUCGAAAAUAUUCCCAUCAUCAAGUACGUAGCAGUAGCCGGCAAAAACGUUACGCUGGACUGUCCGGGCGUCAACGAGCGCUCGCUGGCGGAAACAUUAGUCUGGCGCACGACCCACACCAUUGCCGAGUACAUCAACGGCUUGCCAUUGGUUAGCAAUCAGCGGCUCACACUGUUACCUGAUAAUUUUAGUCUUCAUCUCAGUCCCACCGUUGCCUCCGAUACGGCCGAGUAUAGCUGCUUGCUAAACGACCGCCACAGUCCGGAAGCCAUCGUCGAUUUGCUGGUACAAGAUGUUCCCGAGCCACCCGGACGUCCGCUGGUCGUAAGCUUUACGUCACGUUCGGUCGAUUUAUCCUGGGCACACUCGCAGGACCCCCGAAAUGCACCGGUUACAAAUUUCAUCAUCGAAACACGCAUUGGCGAAAAUGGUGACUGGGAGCAGGAGCCUCCGAUCGACACCAAGAGUAACGUGGCUUCGUAUCAGGUGACAGGGCUGCAGCCGUUCACCGUCUACAGCUUCCGAGUCAUCGCCGUCAACAAGCUCGGCAGCAGUCAGCCAUCAAAAGAAUCGUACUAUUUUGUAACGCUGCGUGAAGCUCCGACGGGAAAACCGGUAACAACAAUCGCGCACAACACUUCCGCCACCUCUGUAUAUAUCUCGUGGAAGGCUCCUCCGCCGGAAUCGAUACUCGGCGAGUUUCUCGGCUAUCGGAUAACGUACCGGCCGCGGGACUACCACACGGACGACGUCAAAGAGAUCUACAUCCGCGAUAGUGCCGUUGAGAACCAUGAAAUUCAUAACCUCGAAACGUACACGCAGUAUCUGGUCUCGAUACAAGUGUUCAACCCGGAAGGAUUAGGACCGCCGACCACCGUGCUGGUUAUGACAGAUGAAGGAGAGCCAAGUCCACCUCAGAAUCUGACCGUGCUAGAGGUGACGUCUACAACGAUCAAGCUAACGUGGCGGGAGCCAGAAAAGGCCAACGGUGCCAUCCACGGGUACCGUGUAUAUUACAUCCAUCUUAAUCAAACCGAGCUUCACAUGCCGAUACUGAAACUGAACGAAAUGCAAAAUUCCGUUUACCAUUACACACUGUCCAACUUGAAACCCUUCACCGAGUAUCGCAUUCUGGUGACGGCCUUUACCAAAAAACACGACGGCAAACCGUCGGAAGUGACGCAGCGGACUGAUGUGAGUGGUCCUAGUGCUCCGAAGGUGGUCAAUCUUACGUGCCACUCACACAAUGCACUGUACUACGGUUGGCGUAUUCCGCAAACCUACUACAACACGAUCGAUCUGUACAUCAUCAGCUACCGGAACAUUGCCUACCACGAUUUUCGUGAGAUCCGCAUCACCGUCAAUGCGUCCAUCAUGGAAACGUCGUUGAUCAUUCCAAAUCUCACCACCAACUCGGUGUACGAGGUAAAGGUGCGAGCUGCAUCGUAUAGCGUUAUCAACCCGAAGCAAAUCAUUCUCGGGUCGUACUCGGAACCGCGGAAGAUUUCACUUCAACUUAACUGCGAAAAGGCUCCACUGACGUCACUGAGGCAAGCGUACGAUGACUACAAUCUGGCCGUGUUGGCUGGCAUCGUGUUCAGCUGCUUCGUGCUGCUGCUCAUCGUGUUGGCGCUAAUACUAUGGAAAAAGUGCUUCCAUGCGGCGUACUACUAUCUUGAUGAUCCGCAACCCUGCCAAGGUUCGCAGGCUGGCCUGAUAGACUGGGAAGGACCCAGUGAUGUUGGAGGGGAAGUGCGGUGUCCGGUGCUAGUGAGUGACUUUGCGAAGCAUGUCGCACAGCUACACGCCGACGGUGACAUCGGUUUUAGCAAGGAGUACGAAGCUAUCCAGGGCGAAGCGCUUAACGACGAGUAUCCUUCGGAAAACUCGCAGCACCCGGAGAACAAGGGCAAAAACCGUUAUCUGAACGUCAUUGCUUAUGACCACAGUCGAGUACACCUGCGCCAAGUACCGGGCCAGAAGAAGCAUCUGGAUUACAUUAACGCCAACUUCAUCGAUGGCUAUCAGAGGCCGCGAGCCUUUAUCGGCACCCAGGGGCCGCUGCCCGGAACGUUCGACUGUUUCUGGCGCAUGAUCUGGGAGCAACGGGUGGCCGUGAUUGUGAUGAUCACGAACCUGGUCGAGCGGGGUCGCCGUAAGUGUGACAUGUACUGGCCGAAAGAUGGCACCGAAACGUACGGCAUCGUGCAAGUGCGCCUGGUGAAGGAGGACGUGAUGGCCACGUACACGGUGCGAACGCUGCAAAUCAAGCAUCUGAAGAUGAAGAAGAAGAAACAGUCGCAACAGGAGAAAACCGUUUACCAGUAUCACUACACCAAUUGGCCUGAUCACGGUACGCCCGAUCAUCCACUGCCGGUGAUUAAUUUCGUGAAAAAGUCUACCACCGCCAAUCCGCCCGAUGCGGGACCGAUCGUGGUGCACUGUUCGGCAGGUGUAGGGCGUACCGGAACCUUUAUCGUGUUGGAUGCGAUGCUGAAACAGAUCGAAGCGAAGGGAACACUGAACGUGUUUGGUUUCCUUCGGUACAUUCGCGCCCAGCGUAACUAUCUCGUGCAGACCGAGGAGCAGUACAUAUUCAUACACGAUGCACUGGUCGAGGCCAUCGAUAGUGGAGAGACGAACAUCAAAACAGACGCUAUCGGUGGACUGGUGAACCACCUUGACUACAUUGACGAGCAGUACAAGCUUAUCGUCAGUUACCAACCGAAAGAGAUCAAUCUCACGUCCUCAAUGAAGCCGGUCAACGCCGUCAAGAACCGAAGUUCGCUGGUGCCGCUCGAAGGCAGCCGGGUCCAUCUAACUCCAAAACCAGGCGUCGAGGGUAGUGAUUACAUUAACGCCACCUGGUUGCAUGGUUUCCGGCGACUGCGUGACUUUAUCGUGACCCAGCAUCCGCUGAUCGAAACAUUCAAAGACUUCUGGCAGAUGGUAUGGGACCACAACGCUCAGACGGUCGUAUUGCUCUCCUCGGUGGACAACAUGUCAUUCCUACAGUUUUGGCCCAACGAAUCCGAGCCGAUUGAAAGUGAUUACUAUCGGAUCCGGCUUGUGUCGGAAACUUCCGAGGGUGAUUACAUUGUCCGUAGUUUCGUUAUACAAUCUAUACAGGACGACUACGAGCUCAGUGUGAAAAUGUACGAAAACCCCGCAUGGCCCGACAUGAACAACACACGCGGUAUAUUCGACUUUGUACUGCGUGUUCACGAGCGCUGUAAUGAAUAUCGCAACGGACCGAUCGUGGUCGUUGACAGAUAUGGUGGGUUCCAGGCGUCCCAGUUCUGUUGCGCCAGUUCGCUCGCGAUGCAGCUCGAGUAUGAUCGAACCGCCAACAUCUACACGUACGCGAAACUGUACCACAAUCGUCGGCCCGGUAUCUGGACGUCGUAUGACGACAUUCGACAGAUUUACCGAAUACUUUCGUACAUGCCGCCAGAUCUUGGAUUGCUGCGGUGCACCGAGCUGCGUACCGAGUUCGACGAUGCGGCAAUGAUGACCGCCACACCCGAUCUGUACAGUAAGAUAUGUAGCAACGGUAGCAUCAACAACCAGCUAGGUGGUGGUGGUACGCCAGAAGGCGUAGGCAAUGGCACAACGACGCUGGUGAAUGCGCAAUCGUCGGGCGGCAAUACACCGAAUGCUGUCGGUCCAACGGUUGGUGGUGCAGGUGCUGGUAGUGUGGUCCUAGGUGGAGGCGGGGUGGCCGCAACAGCCACCACUCUUCAGAAUGGUGGUACCGUCAUCGUCAAGAUGAACGGUGAGGACAACGAUGAGCUGUCAGUCGUGGUGGCCGCUGGCAAUCAUCAUCUGAACCUCGAUCACAAUCAGUCGUAAAUAUUGCGUGAACGUGAAAAUGUGCAUUUAAUUUGCCACUGACCCGUUUUCCGCUUGCCACUGGGCUACCAUUUGUAAUCGUGGCGCGUAGUGGCGUAGCUUAACGGAACGUGU